AUGAUAGAAGCAGGGAGAGAAGUAAACUCAUGGCUUGAUCUGAGCGAUACUGGUAUAUUGCCAAGAGAAAAUGAAUGCGGCAAGGUGGAUCUAUCGAAUCGUAUUAUAGGAGGAACUGAAACACGUAUCGAUGAAUUGCCCUGGACAGCACUGCUUGUAUAUUUCAAUAGAAGUAACGGUGAUUUGGGAUCCGCUUGUGCCGGGACGCUUAUUAAUUCAUUCCAUGUGAUCACAGCACCACAGUGUGUUGACUACGAAAUGAUUUACAAAAGCGGUAUAAAUCUGACAGCUGUACGUUUGGGCGAAUGGAAUGUUGCCACCGAAAGGGAUUGUGAGAAAGAUUCCCGAUAUGUGGAAUUCUGUGCGCCACCUGUACAGGAUAUCAAAAUCGAUGAGGUUAUAAUUAAUGCAGAUUUUGACAGAAAGAAAAUGUUACAUGAUAUAGCUUUAGUACGUUUGGUGCGAAAAGUCAUUUAUACGGACUUUAUUAGUCCCAUCUGCUUGCCAACAUGGGAUUCUCAAGUAUAUCUGGGCUUUGCCGAUACCACAGCCGAAAUCGCUGGAUGGGGAGAAACGGAAAAGAAAACAUAUAGUAAUAAGAAAUUGAAAGCUACAGUCAAUAUACACAAUCUGCAAGAAUGCACAAGCAAUAUUACACAUGAUGAUAUAGGUUUCGGGCAUACUUAUGAUCCCUAUCGACAAUCGUGUGCUGUUGGCAACGACAAAAUUGCCUGUAAAAUCGACACGGGGGGUCCACUUAUGAUUUUAGACAAACCCAGUGGUAGGACUUCUUAUUAUUUGAUAGGCAUUUUUUCUAGUGUGGAGCAAUCUUGCACAGAGAGGAAGCCACCAGCUAUUUAUACGCGUAUUCGUCUGUACAUGCCCUGGAUAAGAACAGUUUUGGAUAGAUAA
Messenger RNA from Bactrocera tryoni, 912 nucleotides. RefSeq names its product serine protease easter-like. Lineage: Eukaryota; Metazoa; Arthropoda; Insecta; Diptera; Tephritidae. The transcript has 3 exons. Gene Ontology annotation, molecular function: serine-type endopeptidase activity. Gene Ontology annotation, biological process: proteolysis. The record is from RefSeq and is a predicted model, not a curated record. The coding region runs from base 1 to 912 and encodes 303 amino acids.